UGACAAGAAAACAGAAACAAAGACAAAGAGAAACUGCAAGAACAUAGAGACAGAAAAUAAAGGGAAACAAAGGUAGCUCUGCUUGAAGCAGGAAUGAAGUAUCCUCCAGCUCCUCAGAGUAAAUCUCUGUUAGAUAUGGAGGUGGCCAACUACUGCGAAGGCCUGGAUCCAUCAUACAGCACACUAGGCUUUGAGAAUGCAGAUGCUCUCUAUGCAGGAGGAGACAGCAUGCCAGCAGAGCCAAGCCACCCUGGUCCAAAUGGGCUGAACACCAACUGUGCAAUCUGUGGAGACAAAGCUACAGGAAAACACUAUGGGGCUUCUAGCUGCGAUGGCUGUAAAGGCUUCUUUAGACGCUCCAUACGCAAAAGCCAUGUGUACACCUGCAGGUUCAGCAGACAAUGUGUGGUUGAUAAGGAUAAGAGGAACCAAUGUCGUUUCUGCAGACUGAACAAAUGCUUUAGAGCAGGCAUGAAAAAAGAAGCUGUUCAGAAUGAGAGAGAUCGGAUCAGCUCCCGAAGAAUCAUCCCAGAUUCCCAAGACCUUCCACUCAUUACUAUCUUGGCACAGGCAGAAUCAUUAUCCCAACAAAUUAUCACUCCUGUAGGACUAGCAGAUAUAUCGGAGGUGAAAUCAGCCACUGUAGGGGAUGUAUGUGAUUCUAUGAGGCAACAGCUGUUGGUUUUGGUGGAAUGGGCCAAAUAUAUACCUUCCUUUGUGGAGCUGCCACUGGAUGAUCAGGUGUGCUUGCUCAGGGCUCAUGCAGGUGAGCACCUCUUGCUUGGGGUUGCCAAAAGGUCAAUGCCAUUCAAGGACGUCCUGCUUUUAGGUAAUGGCUGUGUGAUACACAAGGACAGCCCUGAACCUGAGAUUUGCAGGGUUGCCAACAGAAUAUUAGAUGAGCUGGUUCAGCCCUUCCAAGAUAUUCAGAUAGAUGACAACGAGUAUGUAGCUCUCAAGGCAAUUGUCUUCUUUGACCCAGAUGCAAAGUCCUUGCGGGACCCCACGAAAAUUAAGAAUAUUCGUCUUCAGGUUCAAAUAGAUCUGGAAGACUACAUUAAUGACCGUCAGUAUGACUCUAGGGGUCGUUUUGGAGAACUCUUACUCUUGCUUCCCACCCUGCAGAGCAUCACCUGGCAAAUGAUUGAACAGCUCCAGUUCAUUAAGCUCUGCGGCCUGGCCAAAAUAGACAACCUGCUGCAUGAGAUGCUGCUGGGAGGGUUAACAACAGAGUCCAGCCACCUUCACCACCCAGCACACACCCAGCUGGCCCAAGACCCUGUGACUGGACACACCCUAGUCAUCAGUACCAUGCCUGUCGCUCACAUUCCACAAAUAGCUUCACCCGAGACUCCCAUCCCAUCACCACCACAGGGUCCUGCCACAGAAAUAUACAAACACUUCCCUCAGCCUCAUUGUCCUCCUGGUAGUCCGUCACAUUCUACGCAGACAGACCCCUGACACUUUCCUGCACCAUAUCAAAAAGGGUGUCAUGGGAUCACUUAUUUGUUGUCUGUAGUUUAUAAUACUGAUGUUAAAGUUAGGAAAGCAUUUCUUAUUCAGUAUGUGUCUUAAAUUCUACUGCCUAUCCCCCUGCUGGUGCUCCAGCAACAAUGGCCUGAGAAUAAUUGCAUGCUUUUCAAAAGUAAGCUUUUAUUCAAAUUUAAACCAUCACAAGGCUACAUCUUUCAACAAAAGACCAGACACAGAGGCUUCAGCUGUAAUGAUCAGAGAGCGCAGAGCAAUUUAGGGGCUCAUUUAAGCUCCAGCUGGGGUUCUAACCUGUUCAGACCAUUCGGAUCAUUCCCAUAGUCAUCUCACAGCGGCAGGAAUGAUGUGUGUGAGUAAACUGUAAUGACGGCACAGCAGUAACUUCUUUAUUUGAAAAGCCCUACAUGACAAUGGGCUCAGUCAUCGGAAAAAAAUGUGGCUAUUGUUUCUGAGCAACUAUUGCUCGUCGUUUCCAGGCUUAAAAGAUAAACCUGAAAUGUUUGAUAAACUCUUUAUCAAAUACAGGAUAGAAUAGAGUAGAAAUGGAAUAGAAUGGAGGUACAAAGUUCAAUUCUGAGUGUAAGUGAGUUAUAAUAAUAUAUUUCACGUUUCAUCAGAAAUUUCCAUUUUACCCAUUUUGAAUUAUACCAAUAAAAAUAUGCUCAUCUGCCUUCCAUCUUACCCAUAUGCCUAAAAGCAAAUAAAUUACAGAGGUCUUUGACCUUUGGAGUUUGCUCAGAUGAUCUGAUUAACAGUGAGUAACAGAGGAGCUGUCACAGUGAUCUGUUACCUGUAACAGUCUCUAAAUCCAUCCAGCAUGCCUCUCUGCCUUGACUUGACAUAACUAGAUAUGGGCCCAAAGCUGCAUGCAAAGUAGUUUAGGUAAGAAAAACAGCCAAAAUGUUCCAAUAUGGAACAGCACAGCGGAAAAAAAUUAUGAAUGAAUGCUAACAAAUUAAAUCAUACAAGCAUGUGUAAAUUCUAGAGGCAGGUCAUUCUUUGUCUUGAUGGAUUUUAAUCUAUCAACUAAGUGAACACUAAAAACUGCUUGCCUGAAUAAAUUAAACCCCAAAAACAAGAGACUGGCUCCUAACAAUAUAGUGCAUCUUUAGAGUGUAUGGUCAGUACAGUUUUUAAAGUUUUUUUUAUAUUACUUUCAUGUCUGACUACAUUUACACGAUGGCAAAUUUCCUCCCUUUCUUCUGUUUGUAUCUGCCAGUUAUUGAAACAAACCUGGUUUUCUAGGUUUUGCGCUGUAAUAAUAAUAAAAUGGCAGUCAGUGGUUGUGCCCAGUUUUUAUUUACACAUGGAACUCCUAAUUAGAGUUCAACAACAGACACGAUUUAAAGAGAAAAUGAGUAACUGAAUAGUUCAAAAAAUAUAUAUUUUAUUUAAAGUUGAAUUCUAAAAAUAAUGUAAAUAUUCACAAUGUACCACUGACUGAACAGCAUGUAUCAAAACAUUCAAUGUGUCACGUAAAUUAUUUCAGUUGUCAUAAAAAAAAAAAAAAUGAAAGUCAUGUAAACUUUGCUUUCUGGAUCUGACUGAAAAGAGCACCUGACAGCUACAGCUUUAAAAAUUUGUAAAUUCUGUAGUUUUAUUAGCAUCUGAGCCAUGAACAUACUUUCCUUGCAAAGUGAUACAUACAUAUUGCUAUUGUGUUUUUGGCAGCUAAUAUUAUUUAUAAAUUCUGUUAAAUCUUAUCAGUUAGUGGCAAAGAUUACAAAAAUGUAAGAACUUUUAACAAUGUAAUCUUGAGUGCAGAAUGAAUAUGGAUCCAUUGUAAUAUUUAUCUUGUGUAUUACAAAUUUACAACUGAUCAUUGUUCAGUAAGUUAACCAAAUUAGUUUUACAGCUUUAUUUAUUUUGUUUACAUUGUGUAAAUGAUGCAUACAUUUCCAAAAUUAAACUGAUUACAAGCCAUUAGAAUGAUAGUUUGAUGGCCAGUAGUUGUUGAUGUUUCAUACUGAUUUGCCAGAUAUUGUAAAGGUUCUUUGUUUAGAGCCUAAAGAAGCUGUAACUAGCCAAGGGUUGGAUACAGUACACUUGGGUGUCUGUUCACAAGUUUUAAGGGUUUGUGGGGGUGAGGUCUAUGUUGAUUGGACUUAGGUAAACAAAUAUGGUGAACAGCUAGUGUAGGGGACUGUUGUCAUAAUGUGGUGUGACUGGUUAGGAAAAAUUAAAAUACCUUUAAAGUGAAUGCCAGGAGACAGGGUUUUCAAGCAUAAAAUUGUGUUGCAAUGUAUCAUUCACUGUUACCUUGCCUGUUAGUGGUCAGAAUGUACAGAAAAAUACAAACCAUGUCCUCAACGCCUUUUUGCAUUCCUGAUAAAGAUGUGGUGAAGGCUUAAAUUAAAUUAGUCUUUCAUUGCAAGUAUUUGCAAAAUCUCA
Messenger RNA from Girardinichthys multiradiatus, 3882 nucleotides. RefSeq names its product hepatocyte nuclear factor 4, gamma (gene hnf4g). Gene Ontology annotation, cellular component: nucleus. Gene Ontology annotation, biological process: regulation of transcription by RNA polymerase II; anatomical structure development; cell differentiation. The record is from RefSeq and is a predicted model, not a curated record. Lineage: Eukaryota; Metazoa; Chordata; Actinopteri; Cyprinodontiformes; Goodeidae. Gene Ontology annotation, molecular function: RNA polymerase II cis-regulatory region sequence-specific DNA binding; nuclear steroid receptor activity; zinc ion binding. Bases 94 to 1461 code for a protein of 455 amino acids. The transcript has 11 exons.